Molecule: messenger RNA, 2247 nt
Organism: Notothenia coriiceps (black rockcod)
Lineage: Eukaryota; Metazoa; Chordata; Actinopteri; Perciformes; Nototheniidae
Product: transmembrane protein 184C-like
Exons: 6
Source: RefSeq, a predicted model, not a curated record
UUGUACCGAUGUAUCAAACCAGGUGUUGUUAAACUUAUUAUUUUCUUCAAACCUUUCCUCUGCAGGGUUCUCCUGUUGAGAUGUAAACUGGGAGUGUUGCAGUACACCGUAGUAAGACCUAUCACAACAGUGAUUGCCUUAAUCUGUCAGCUGUGUGGAGUUUAUGAUGAAGGCAAUUUUAGUUCGAAAAAUGCAUGGACGUACCUGGUCAUCUUCAACAAUAUGUCACAGCUGUUUGCCAUGUACUGUCUGGUGCUCUUCUACCGGGCUCUGAGAGAAGAACUCGGUCCAAUCAAGCCAGUGGGAAAAUUCCUAUGUGUCAAAAUGGUGGUGUUCGUCUCUUUCUGGCAAGCUGUGUUCAUUGCUUUGCUGGUAAAAGCAGGCGUUAUCUCAGUGGACAGUACAUGGGACUGGAAAAGUGUGGAGGCUAUAGCUACUGGCUUACAGGAUUUCGUCAUCUGUGUGGAGAUGUUUCUGGCAGCCAUUGCCCAUCACUUCAGCUUCACCUACAAGCCGUACAUCCAGGAGGCUGAGGAGGGUUCUUGCUUUGACUCUUUUAUGGCAAUGUGGGACGUUUCUGAUGUCAGGGCAGACAUUUCUGAACAAGUCCGCAAUGUUGGCAGAACAGUUAUGGGUCGUCCCAGGAAGUCCUACUUCGGUGAGGCGCAGCAGGAUGGGGAGCGAUCUGGCCUGCUCUCCUCGGCCUCCCAGGAUGCCAUCACAGAAGCAGCAGCCUACCCUGUCUCUCCCAAUGGUCAGUACCAGGGUCUGGGCAGAACCCCCACACCUCACUCCCGGUCGGCCCCCGCUGGGCUCAGCUCGGCCCCCUGGGACGAAGGAUAUGAAGCUGAACCUGAACCUGAAGCUGAAAAAAGCCAGGAAGGGGGAAGGUCCGACCAAACCAAAGAACCAGCUGAGGCAGAUCUCAUCGAGAUCACCUAGCCUAUCGUUACGGCCGAUGUUACUAAUCAGACAUUGUUGGGCGGGACCCAAUCACAGCCUUGCCAUGUUACUUCAGACGUUACUGUACUGAUGCAGUAUUAAAUAAAUUGCUGUUUGAAGGGCACAUCAACAAAGUAAUAGAAGUUUGCAAAUAAAUGCAAAGUCAGAUGGACCUCUCUCCCAGUGACGGCUCCAAGAAUGUUCACUGAAGGUAUGGCACUAAAUGAUUUUUCUUUUUUAAAAGCAUUUUACGCAGUUCCGUUGUACUUAAGAGUUAUGGCACAGUAGAAGAAAGAUUUUAAAAUGAAUUGUUAUUGGGAAAUUCCAGUUUAUUUGAAUGUGUCUCGAAGCAUACUGUCGUGUGUGUUGCGAUAAGACGCCAGUUAACCCUUGCUGAACUCUGAUCCAAGCUUGGAUGAAUAUCCUUUCCAAACAGGAAAUUGCUACUUUUUUUGUGUCAAAACAUGACCUCAAAUGUUACAGUUGGGUGAUUAAGUGAAAUAUGCAAUGUUACUAAAUGUUUUCCUUAUUCUAUAUCUUACUUUAUAGGGAUUUCAGAGGACAUUGAUUGAAAUAAGUAAUGUUACAUUGUAGUAUCUACGGUACUAAAGCACAUUAGAUGUCCAGAAUCCUCUUAUUUAGUUGGCCCUAGUCCGUAAAGUCCCUGUACCCCAGAGGGAAGGGAUUAAAUAGCAACACACUUUGUUGAUGCACAUUUGAGACUAAACGGUCUCAUGCAGUAAUUAACUACUGACUAGUGCUGAAAGAUGUGUCCUGACGGAAUACAAAACAAUAUAUUUGUUUGAGUUUGAGUAUAUACUGGAUGUACAGUCUGAGUAUUAAGACAACAAACGCAAUUCAAUCACUGGUUAAUUCCCCAACAGUGCUUAAUGCACACAGCUAACUGAAACAUGUGAUGCCUUGUUACAUGUGCCGUGGAACUACUGCAGCCACUACAUCAACACAGCCUUUAUAUUCCAUGAUCUGUUUUAUUUGAUGAGAUGUUACCUUUGAUUUGAGCUGGAAUGACCAUGUCUUGUCUUCUUCUUUUGUCAAUGUUGUUACAUGAUUUAUUUUGAGCAGGGAUAUUGAAAUAUUUAAUGCAAGUGUAUGAUAUCAGUUUGUCCGAAAAAAGACACAAAUGUAUGGAAAUAUCAGCAUAACCUGCAUCAUGUCUGACUAAAGCACAUUGCCUUAUAUCAUUUUUGUUCUUCAAUAAAACUGACAGGAUGACAUCAGAGCUGAUGUAAAUGAUUCCACAUUUAAAUUCUGACAUUCUCUUCAAUAAAUCAGAUAAAUUACAAA